AUGAUCCACGCUGUCGCUGUCGCGGCCACCCUCGCGGGCCCGGCGCUGUCCUGGAACACGGACGUCCACCAGCAGAUCGCCUAUGCGGCCGACGAGCUGCUCAACCCGUGGACCAAGCAGAUCAUCAAGCAGCUGCUCGAGCCGUCGGCGGAGGGUUCGCUGGGCCGCGUGGGCGCAUGGGCCGACGGCUACCGCAAGACGCCCGAGGGCGCCUACACAAACACGUGGCACUACAUUGACCCGGCCGACGAGCCGCCCUCGUUCUGCAACGUCCACUUCAACCGCGACUGCACAAAGGGCGGCUGCAUCGUCAGCGCCCUCACCAACCAGACCGAGAUUGUCAAGGGCUGCAUCUCCCGCGCAAAACUCGGCAAGAUCCGCAACGGCGAGGACUACACCUGCGCCAACGCCGUCAAGUUCCUCGCCCACUUCACCGCCGACAUUGCCCAGCCCUUGCACGUCUCGGGCAUCGCCGCGGGGGGCAACGGCUUCCCCGUCACCUUCAACGGCACCGCGACCAACCUGCACUCGGUCUGGGACGGCGCCAUCAUCUACGCCAAGGCUGGAGUCACCAGCUUCAACAACGCCACCAUCCAGCCCUUCUUCAAGAACGCCGUCAAGCGCCUCCGUAGCGACGACUUCAUCACCUCGACCGCCGACAUGCUCGCCUGCUCCGACCCGGGCACCCCGCACAAGUGCGCCAUGGAGUGGGCCCGCGACACAAACGAGUGGACCUGCGACUACGUCUACUCGCAGAUCUUCAACGGCACCGACCUCGCCACCAGCGGCUACGCAAAGGGCGCCGGAUACAUUGUCGAGGUUCAGACCGCCAAAGCCGCCCUGCGCAUGGCCACCUACUUUAACCGCCUCGUCGAGGGCAACUAUCGCCAGCGCGACGUCUAUCUCGAGACCGUGCCCAGUUGGAUCCUCGGUCCUGCGGGGGGUAUCUGA
This is a messenger RNA of Microdochium trichocladiopsis, 951 nucleotides long. Its product is annotated as nuclease PA3. The transcript has 2 exons. The record is from RefSeq and is a predicted model, not a curated record. Gene Ontology annotation, molecular function: endonuclease activity; nucleic acid binding. Gene Ontology annotation, biological process: DNA catabolic process. The coding region runs from base 1 to 951 and encodes 316 amino acids. Lineage: Eukaryota; Fungi; Ascomycota; Sordariomycetes; Xylariales; Microdochiaceae.